This is a messenger RNA of Entamoeba nuttalli P19, 497 nucleotides long. Its product is annotated as coronin, putative. The record is from RefSeq and is a predicted model, not a curated record. Gene Ontology annotation, biological process: actin filament organization. The annotation marks the transcript as partial. Gene Ontology annotation, molecular function: actin filament binding. The transcript has a single exon. NCBI's taxonomy places the organism in Eukaryota, Evosea, Mastigamoebida, Endamoebidae.
AUGUCUUAUAGAUUCAUAAGAACUUCAAAAUAUAGACAUGUCUUUGGUACUGAAUUUAAAAAUGACCAACAAUACAGUGGAACUAAAAUGACUAAUUCUGCUUGGGACUCUAAUAUAAUAGUUUGUGGAUAUAAACAUUUUUCAAUGAUUUGGGAUGUGGCUGGAGGAGGAGCUUUUGCUGUUAUUCCUUACACUAGAAUUGGAAAACAAUGUGGUAUUUGCCUUGUUAGUGGACAUAAAGGAACAGUUCUUAAUCUUGAUUAUAACCCUUUUAAUGAUGAUUUAAUAGCUUCAGUAUCUGAAGAUAGUAUUAUACGUAUUUGGGGAAUACCACAAGAAUGUCCAGCAGAAAAUAUUCGUGAACCUCUUCAAAUUCUUCAAGGACAUAAGAGAAAAGUAGGAACAUGUAAUUUUAAUCCAUGUGCAUCAAACGUUUUAGUAACUUCAUCGGCUGAUACUACUAUUAAAAUUUGGGAUAUUGAACAAGGUGAAGAAAU